Molecule: messenger RNA, 595 nt
Organism: Filobasidium floriforme
Lineage: Eukaryota; Fungi; Basidiomycota; Tremellomycetes; Filobasidiales; Filobasidiaceae
Product: transmembrane protein 14C-like protein
Exons: 8
Coding region: 70-396 (108 amino acids)
Biological process (GO): regulation of heme biosynthetic process
Cellular component (GO): mitochondrial membrane
Source: RefSeq, a predicted model, not a curated record
CUUGCAUUCUGUAAUUGAUUCUCUUAGAGGACUGGCUGCUAUACAAAACCUGUUGACAUAGUCUGAACCAUGUCUGCUGUACUGACCAAGCCUUACGUCGACUAUCCCGGCUACAUCUUUGCCGCCUUUGUAGCGCAGGGAGGCUUGAUGGGGUUCAUCAAGGCCAGGUCGAUCGCGUCCCUCGUGUCCGGGUUGACGAGCGGUGCUGCCUUGGCAUAUGGAGCAUAUCUUAACACUCAGAACCCCAAGGACGUGAAGUUCUCCCUGAUCACCUCGCUCUUACUGCUCUUUGUGAUGGGCAGGAAGUUUGUCAGGAGCGGCAAGAUCAUGCCGGCCGGAAUGGUUUCCAUUGCCUCUCUGAUCAUGGUCCUGCGAUAUGGUCAGCGCCUGAUGUAGAAGACCAUGUGUUUGUCCCGACCGCUAUUGCCGAAGAGGUCGAUGUGUUCCAACAAUGCCAGUAGUGUCACAGAUUCUCGAUAUCCAUUCAUGCAUGCCUUCGACCUCGCGGAAGCAGAUCUAUAUGUAACUGAGUGAUUCCCAAACUCAACUUACGGAGUUCAUAAGACCAGUGAACUAACUAAGCAAUUAAGUAAUC